Bufo bufo (common toad) is the source of this 5596-nucleotide messenger RNA. RefSeq names its product NACHT, LRR and PYD domains-containing protein 12-like. The transcript is spliced from 18 exons. Gene Ontology annotation, biological process: positive regulation of inflammatory response. The record is from RefSeq and is a predicted model, not a curated record. Gene Ontology annotation, molecular function: protein binding. The coding region runs from base 181 to 4422 and encodes 1413 amino acids. Lineage: Eukaryota; Metazoa; Chordata; Amphibia; Anura; Bufonidae. Gene Ontology annotation, cellular component: cytoplasm.
CCUACUACUCGCCUGUGAGAUUAAUAAUGACUAAGCUACUUUGAUUACCUGUGCCUCACCUAUACCUACGUAUCACUGAAAACAGGAGACAUCCCAAGAAUGAAGGUGCUCUGCUUUGUAUAAGACUGUUUUAGAGGUCCAUAUCCAUGGCAGACAGAUAAAUAGGGGGAUAGCAUUGAAAUGUUUCAGCAGAAGCUCCGUCAGUUUGAAGAUCACGCACUGCGCAUGAUAUAUAAAUAUUUCCAAGAUGAUCUGCUCUACAUCGUGGAGAACUUGAAUCUGUACUCACUCUUGGAUCAACUAAAUUUGCAAAAUAUCCCAGAAGUUACGAAAUACAAGGAUCUAGAAAAAGAUGUGGCCCGGAUAUUGCUAGAUGAUAUUUUCAAACUUGGAAGAGAAGCUGUGAUAGGUUUGUGGGUCAGUCUUUAUGUCCUACGAAAGGAACAUCAGCUUCCGAGCUUAGAAGCUGUGCUUGAAGAACUCUGUCAUAAAGGUGAGACUUUGGUGGAACAGGUCCUACUGGAUAAAGAAGGACAUGAACUUCCUCCAGCGUUAAAAGAUGCCCAGAAACACCACAAGAAAAACUUAUAUGAAAAAAAGAAUAAACUUGUUGAGCACAAUCCUCCAAGAUGUAACCAGGGGGAGCAAAGUUUUUCAUUCUGUACACGUUAUGUCAACCUCAUCAUAGUCUCCACUCAACGGUUUAGGAGGCACUCUGAGAAUGAGCUCAUAGAGACCGGGGUAAAACAUGAGGAAUACUUAAAGAAAACCCAAAAUGAAUUGCAACACAUUUUCCCCAACAAACUGUUCCGCUGGUGCCACCGAUCCAAACAAGUGCCACGUAUGGUAAUGGUGAGCGGAGUUCCCGGUGUAGGGAAGACCACACUGAUGCAGAAGGUUGUCUAUGACUGGGUGACGGGGGAUCUCUAUCAAAGAUUCUCCUUUGUCUUUUUCUUCAAAUUCCGAGAACUCAACAGACUGGAUAAGGUUAGUCUGGAGGCUCUAAUCCUUCAUCAGUACCCAUAUCUGUGGGAGCAGCUUAGUAAUAUCUUACAGGAACCAGAAAAACUUCUCUUUAUAUUUGAUGGUUUAGAUGAAAGUCUUCAUAACAUGGAUUUCACAUCACGUCACUUGUGCCCUAAUCCUAAACAGCCCGAACUUUGUGGUCAGAUUGUUGUUAGUUUGCUGAGAAAGUCUCUUCUUGAUGGUUGUUCUGUCCUAAUGACCAGUCGCCCAACCAGACUGGCAUCAAUUGAUUGUAGCGUUUUCCAGAGAAUAGUAGAAAUCACUGGGUUUUUUCCAGAAGAACGAUGGAUGUACUUUGAAAACUUCUUCCCCGACCCUAAACUGGCAGAAAAGGCUUUUAAUUAUGUGAAGCAGAAUGACACCCUGUACACGUUCUGUUAUAUCCCAUCCUACUGCUGGAUCAUCUGUACAGUAUUAUCCAAGAGCUUCCAGCCAACAAGUAGUGAUCAGCCGGCGUCAUUAUUACCCAAAACAGUCACCCAGCUCUUUGCGAUAUUUGUCGCCAACAUCCUGUCCAAUCACAGCCUGCACAAAAGUGAUGCUCAGAAGAUCCUGCAGUCCAUGGGAUGGAUGGCAGAACAUGGAGUCAUGAAUCACAGGAUUAUCUUUGAUGAACGAGAUCUUGAUUGUUUCCAUGUGGACAAUAAGUCAAAGCUCUUAUCAAGUUUUCUGAUGGAAUCGGAGGAACCUGUGUCCUAUUCCUUCUUACAUCUCACUGUUCAGGAAUUCUUCUCUGCCUUGGUGCAUUAUGUGGAUUAUUCUCCUGAGAAGUUACAGAAAUCACUAAAAGAUGCCAAAUCCUAUCCUGAUGGACGAGGUGAGAUGUUCCUCCAUUUCCUGUGUGGUCUAUCAGACGGCUCCACCAGGUCAAUACUAACUGGAUACCUGGACAAACAAGCAGCUCAGGCCUCCAGAGAUGUAAUCACUUGGCUGAAUCACUUUAUUCUAGAAGAACAGAGGACAAUUGAAAGUGAAGACAAAAAGAGGCAUCUUCUCAGCACAUUUUUCUAUCUGUAUGAAUCCCGGAAUAAGGCUCUGGUGCUGGAAUCAUUAAAAUCAGACGGAAGUCUUGACUUUUCCUAUGUUCGUAUGUCUGCUCUAGACUGCACAGUGUUAGCAUUUAUUCUGGACACCUGCAAAAAUAUAGAAGAACUUGAUCUAACGGGGUGUUUUUUACAGACUGAAGGAUUAGAAAGACUUGUACCAGGUUUAAAUACCCUGAAAUAUCUGAGUUUACGAACUAAUAACUUGCAAGACAAUUCCUGCAUUCUAUUGGCAUCUGUAAUAAGGAGCAACCAGUCCUUGAAGACACUGCUCCUGUCUUAUAACUAUCUGUCUGGUCCUCACUUCAGUGAUUUGAUGGAAGCUCUGUCCAGUCCAGCCUGCAGGAUAGAGGAAUUGCGUUUGGCUGAUAACAAUCUACCAGACACUUCCUGCAUCCAGUUGGCAUCUGGAAUAAGAAAUAACCAGUACCUGAAGAUACUUGACCUGUCUCGUAACCGUCUGUCUGGUCCUCACUUCAGUGACUUGAUGGAGGCUCUGUCCAGUCCGGCCUGCAGGAUCGAGGAAUUAUAUUUGGAUAAGGCUGGGCUACCAAACACUUCCUGCAUCAAAUUGGCAAUUGGAAUAAGGAAUCAGUCCCUGAAGAAACUUGACCUUUCUAAUAACUACCUGUCUGGUCCUCACUUCAGUGACUUGAUGGAGGCUCUGUCCAGUCCGGCCUGCAGGAUAGAGACAUUACGAUUGGGUGCUAAUGGUCUACCAGACACUUCCUGCAUCCAGUUGGCAUCUGGAAUAAGGAAUAACCCGUCCCUGAAGAUACUUGACCUGUCUGUUAACCGUCUGUCUGGUCCUCACUUCAGUGACUUGAUGGAGGCUCUGUCCAGUCCGGCCUGCAGGAUAGAGGAAUUACAUUUGGCUAAUAAUGAUCUACGAGACACUUCCUGCAUCCAGUUGGCAUCUGUAAUAAGGAAUAACCCGUCCCUGAAGAUACUUGCCCUGUCUGGUAACCGUCUGUCUGGUCCUCACUUCAGUGACUUGAUGGAGGCUCUGUCCAGUCCGGCCUGCAGGAUAGAGGAAUUACGAUUGGGUCGUAAUGAUCUACCAGACACUUCCUGCAUCCAGUUGGCAUCUGUAAUAAGGAAUAACCAGUCCCUGAAGAUACUUGUCCUGUCUAAUAACUACCUGUCUGGUCCUCACUUCAGUGACUUGAUGGAGGCUCUGUCCAGUCCGGCCUGCAGGAUAGAGACAUUACGAUUGGGUUAUAAUCAUCUACCAGACACUUCCUGCAUCCAGUUGGCAUCUGUAAUAAGGAAUAACCGGUCCCUGAAGAAACUUGACCUGUCUGGUAAUCGUCUGUCUGGUCCUCACUUCAGUGACUUGAUGGAGGCUCUGUCCAGUCCGGCCUGCAGGAUAGAGGAAUUAGAUUUGGGUAAUAAUGGUCUACCAGACACUUCCUGCAUCCAGUUGGCAUUUGUAAUAAGGAAUAACAAAUCCCUGAAGAAACUUGUACUGUAUAAUAACCGUCUGUCUGGUCCUCACUUCAGUGACUUGAUGGAGGCUCUGUCCAGUCCGGCCUGCAGGAUAGAGGAAUUGCAUUUGGGUGAUAAUGAACUACCAGACACUUCCUCCAUCCAGUUGGCAUCUGUAAUAAGGAAUAACCAAUCCCUGAAGAAACUUGUCCUGUUUAGUAACCGUCUGUCUGGUCCUCACUUCAGAUACUUGAUGGAGGCUCUGUCCAGUCCGGCCUGCAGGAUAGAGGAAUUAGAUUUGCGUAAGAAUGGUCUACCAGACACUUCCUGCAUCCAGUUGGCAUCUGUAAUAAGGAAUAAUCAGUCCCUGAAGAUACUUGACCUGUCUGAUAACCGUCUGUCUGGUCCUCACUUCAGUGACUUGAUGGAGGCUCUGUCCAGUCCGGCCUGCAGGAUAGAGGAAUUACGUUUGGGUAAUAAUCAUCUACCUGACACUUACUGCAUCCAGUUGGCAUCUGGAAUAAGGAAUAACCCGUCCCUGAAGAUACUUGACCUGUCUAGUAACCGACUGUUUGGUCCUCACUUCAGAUACUUGAUGGAGGCUCUGUCCAGUCCGGCCUGCAGGAUAGAGAAAUUAUACUUGGGUGAUAAUGAACUACCAGACACUUCCUCCAUCCAGUUGGCAUCUGUAAUAAGGAAUAACCGGUCCCUGAAGAUACUUGACCUGUCUGUUAACCGUCUGUCUGGUCCUCACUUCAGUCACUUGAUGGAGGCUCUGUCCAGUCCGGCCUGCAGGAUAGAGGAAUUAGAUCUGAAGGACAAUGAAUUAUCUGAAGAGGAGAAGGAAGCCAUAAGAAAACUGAAAAAGCAGAAACCAGAUAUGAAGAUCAUUCUUUUUGCCACAGAUGAGGACAUGAUGAUGUAGAUAGGGUGCGUCACGCCCUCCUCCUCUUCUCCUGCAACGCUCCACCGCGCCUCCCGUUCAUCAUGUGUGUGGUGUUUGGAGCUGCGCCCGGGCUCUGGAUUUACUUGAAGACCCGUUUUGCUGGUUCUCCUGUUUGACUGUGACGUAUCGCUGCGGAGGCCACUUGCCUACCCGGUGAUUCUGGAUCUGGUGAUUGCUUGGCUGUCCACAAUCACGACGCGGUUUCCUACCACCUGUUGCCUUCCCCGUAUGAAGAUUUGCCCAACUGGACCGUAUCCUCCUGGGGAUUUCUCUGGUCUCCUGCCCUUUGCCCGUUUGUGCUUCCCAGAUCUUAUAGAUUUUACCACGGCUUGUGCUCCUGCUGUUGCUCCUCCAAUUCUCCCUGCCUCCUACGUGGACUCCUCUACCUACUCCUCUCCCCUGCUUUCCGUGCUGUCUUCCUGAGCUGAAGUAUCCUGCUGAUUGGUGAGAUUUUUCCUUUAUGGACUUGUCUGGAAUAGCCUUCCUGCAGAAGUGGUAGCUGCAAAUACAGUGAAGGGGUUUAAGCAUGCAUGGGAUAGGCAAAAGGCCAUCCUUCAUAUAAGAUAGGCCCAGGGGCUAUCCAUAGUAUUCAGAUAUAUUGGGCAGACUAGAUGGGCCAAAUGGUUCUUAUCUGCCGACACAUUCUAUGUUUCUAUGUCUCUUGUUUUUUUUUUUUUUUUUUUUUGUGAGGUGCUAAAGGCAUUCUUUUUAACAAAAUAUAAGUAGUAUCCUCCAUAACAGAUUAACAUAGUACCUUAUUUAGAAAAAGGGGAAAAAAGGGAAAGAGGAGGGAAGAGAAAGAAGGAGAAAGAGGAGGGAAAAAAACAAACAAAAAGGAAUAAGAGAGAAGGCGGGAAGGAAGAGGAAGGAAAAAGGGAAAAGAAAAAAAAGUAAGAAGAGGGAGAGGAAGGGGGAAAAGGAGAAAAAUAAAUAAGAAAGAGAAAGCAAAGGAGUAAAACUGGGAAAAAAAAGGGCCCUAAGCAAAAUAGGUGCUCAGCGGAUUUUUCUGGGGCGAAAUCAGGCCAGAGACCUGGACGAAACAUUGAAUGAAUUCUCCCAAGCUGAGGAGAUGCAGAGGGUGGAGGAAGGAGAAUCAUCCAAUGUUGAAUCUUCCCCCUAUAAUAGAAAUAUUGCUGGCAGUAAAAUAAAAAUG